CCCUCUCCUGCUUUGUGGCCUCCUUUGGACCCAUGAACGGGGCAGGUUUCCUGCGACACCUCUGCCAACCCAUUCAACCGACUCUGCUUUGUUGCCAAGGUCUUUUUCCUCAGGAAAGGGCUUGGCGUCUGUUUAGCAAAAACAUGUUUCCACCAUGAGUCAUGUGGGGUCAAUGCGCGCAACAUGAGCUCCCCAUUCAGUCCAAACCGGUGCGAGUCUCUGUGCCACUGAGCCAUAGCCCUGAGCAAAUAGGCGGGGACCGGCAUGAACAAAAAACCACGCCUGCAGACUUCAGGUGGGAGGACUGAGGACUUGGCAAGAAGGAGCGGUCUCCAAGCGGGCAAUGGCGGAGGCCCAUUUCUGUAGCGUUCUGGUCACCGGGGCCAACCGGGGUAUUGGGCUGGAGCUGGUGAAGCAGCUCCUGGGGCUCCCGAAACCGCCCCAGUGGGUCUUUGCCACUUGCCGGGACCCGCAGGGAGCUGGAGCACAGGAACUGAAAAAACUGGCUUCCAAACACGCCAAUCUCGUGAUACUGCAGCUGGAGGCUACAGAUGAAGGAAGCAUCAAGGCUGCAGCCAAGGAAGCCGAAGCCCGCCUGGCAGGGAAGGGGCUAACUUUGCUGAUCAACAACGCCGGUGUCAUGCCACCAAGCACCCUGGAUUCAGUGACCCAGGAGGACAUGCUGAGCGUCUACCGUAUCAACGUUCUGGGGCCAAUGGAGGUGACCAAGGCGUUUCUACCCUUGCUGACUAUGGCCGCCCAGCAGAGCAAUGAGAAGGGUCUGAGUAGCCGCCGGGCGGCGGUUAUUAACGUUUCCAGCAUCGGCGGCUCCAUUGGGAACCCUCCCAGCUUCCAGACGUUUCCAGUCAUCGCUUAUCGCUGUAGCAAGACGGCGCUAAACAUGCUCACGCGGUGCCAGGCACUGGAAUACAAAGGCCGGGGCAUUCUGUGCGUGGCCAUCCAUCCAGGCUGGGUGAAAACGGAUUUGGGAACAGACAAGGCAACGCUGGAUGUGGGAGACAGCGUACGUGGGAUCCUCCGCGUGAUUUCCAGCCUCUGCGAAGAACACGCUGGCCGGGUGGUGGACUGGCAAGGGAGGCUGGUGCCCUGGUGAAAAGCCCAGGGGGUGGCGUGGCCCACAAACGAAGCCACCGCUCAAGCUGGAUUUCCCCGCAUGGCAUGAGAAAUCCCUGCAGCGCUACUAGAAAUAAAAGCUGUUAGAUUUCCCUUUGCAGGUCAGAUUGGCUGAAUUUGUAUGUGGGUAUGGAUGCACAGGAUGACUCACAACGGAUCAGGUGCAGUUCUAACCCUGAAAUAAAAAGGCAGUUACAAAGCACGGUCUGUAUCGCCAGCUGCCCUUUUUCAACUUUUGUCCUUUCUGGAGCACAAAGGAAACCCUUGCUCGCGCCAGUAAAUCAAUCUGAAACUUUAGAGAGUCAUGAUUGGUCACAGUGCACAGUACAGCAGGACCUCCAUAUCUUUAGAUUCACUUAUCCACA
Molecule: messenger RNA, 1499 nt
Organism: Pogona vitticeps (central bearded dragon)
Lineage: Eukaryota; Metazoa; Chordata; Lepidosauria; Squamata; Agamidae
Product: C-signal
Cellular component (GO): cytoplasm
Molecular function (GO): oxidoreductase activity
Source: RefSeq, a predicted model, not a curated record